AAACAAAACUCACAUUGGUAAAAAAAAAGGCUCUUUUUCUCUCUUUGUAAACCAAAGUGAUGAGCAACCCCAUUGAACCAGCAACGUCAACGAGCGACCCGAAUUCGACUCCGAGCCCGACCAUUCUCCUCCAUCCGCGGCGCGAGCCUUUCGAGCACGGCCUCCUACCAAUCCAGAAGCUUGUAUUCACCGACCCGGUUCAAGCCCUAACCCCUCUCAAGCAACGGUUCUCCUCCUCCUCCUCAACUCACCGAGUCGUCUCCGCGGCCCUCUCCGAUGCACUUCAGACCUCGACCGACCAUGCGCGUCUCAUCCUCGAUACUCUCUCCUCGGUUCUCCACUCCGAAUCCGACCCGCUUGUCACUGCCCGCCCCGAGGAUGUCGACUCCGUUGGCGCCGAUUUGCGUGAUCUGAUCUUGUUUUUGUACAUUCAAUCCUACAAGAGACUUUUACCUCGCUCGCACAAGGACUCCGCUGCGGUUGCCGAUGUUUGGCCUUCGACGUCGGCUUUCGACGGUUUCUUGUCAGCCCUCUCGCCUUUGCAGCUUGUCCGCAGCAACACCUGCCGGUUUAUGCCAUCACAGGCUGAUGAGGAGGCCCACCAAUUGUCAUAUCUACAAAAGCACUUGGCUAACAUCCUCUCUCUUUUGUCAGAGCCGGUGGAGGGGGAAGGCGAAGAGUCUCAGGUUUUAACUAUGGAAGGAUUUGAGCACCUUGGAUUUCUGAUUCAGUUUGGUGAUAAGGGAUCUGAAGGAGUUCCUUUAAGCCAAGCUUCUCCUUUUUUUGCUAAUUCAGAUCCUGACAUGCCUGCUGUUCCUGUUCCCUCAUCACAAGUUCAUGAUUGGCUUCUAGAGAUCAUAGCUUCAUCUUUGGAGCAUGUUUCUGAAAAAAAUUCUGCAAAAGAAAGUGGUCUUGCAAGCAAUUCCGAUCAGGAUGUUGCUAUGGAUGACACUAACCCAAGUUCAGCCAAAGCCUCACAAAGUGCUAGAAGUCCCUUUUUCAUUAAGGGCAUCUCUAAAUCAUCUUAUGUAAAGCAGGCAUCAGAUCUUAACAAUUCCUCUGUGAAGGUCAUUAAUUGCCAUGAUUCAGUCAUUUAUGUUCUAGCACCUUUAAGAUAUGCCACCAUUUAUGGAUGCUCUGAUGCUACCAUAGUUCUUGGAGCUGUUGGCAAGGCAGUAAGAGUUGAACACUGUGAACGAGUUCAUGUGAUUAUAGCUUCAAAACGAGUUUGCAUUGUCAAUUGCCGUGAGUGUAUAUUCUAUUUGGGAGUGAACCAACGACCCCUUAUUGUUGGCGAUAACCACAAGCUACAGGUGGCACCAUAUAACACAUUCUAUUCUCAGUUGGAGGAACACAUGACUGAAGUCGGCAUUGUGGCAACUAUCAAUAGAUGGGAUGAACCUUUGGCACUCGGAGCGGCUGAUCCGCAUGAUUCAUUAUCUCAUCCUGCUGGAGUUGCCGAUGCUCAGACCGAACCUGCUACACGCCUAGAUCCUGAUCAGUUCACAAAUUUUCUGAUUCCAAACUGGUUUAAAGGUGAACUCACUGGGUCAACAAGGAAUAAUCCGUACCCCUUACCUGAUCCAUAUUUCGCAUCUCAACAGAGAAACCAAAAGAAUUUAGGUGAGAUACAGCAAAUACUGAGAGAAGCUCCUCUUGAAGAAAAUCGAAAAAGAGAAUUAUCAUGUGCACUUCAUGUAUACUUCAAAGACUGGUUAUACGCUUCGGGAAAUAUCCGUCAGUUGUACUGCUUACAAGGCGAGUGAUACCCGAAGGUAAAUCUGCAUUAUUAGAGGAUAGAAGAAUGGUUUAUGGCUUUCUUUCAGUUUCAAACCCUUUGCCUCCUGUGGGUUCAACAGGCAGCCGAUAAUCACCCGUUGUAAUUCGGAUCGGCACUAUGGAUUGGCAAUGCAAUCUGAUUAUAUGCCUCUACUAAUCUCAUUGUAAUAUUUUUUUUGGAUGGAAAGGGAAAUAAUGGUAUUGUUUUGUGAAUUUUUCUCAUCCCCAUGAUCUAGCCAUGUGUAGUUGAAUCUCUU
Messenger RNA from Hibiscus syriacus, 2036 nucleotides. RefSeq names its product TBCC domain-containing protein 1-like. The record is from RefSeq and is a predicted model, not a curated record. The transcript is spliced from 9 exons. Lineage: Eukaryota; Viridiplantae; Streptophyta; Magnoliopsida; Malvales; Malvaceae. Bases 60 to 1766 code for a protein of 568 amino acids.